CUUCCAUAUAUUUAUUACGAUCACAAUUCAAAAUGGCCAGCAUUGGAGAAGGAAAUGAGAAAAAGCGAAAGCUCUCCGGAGACGAGCUCGCGAUUGACGUUUCCGCUCCGGAACCUCCCUCGAAGAAAGCCCUGCGCAAAGCCAAAAAGCAGGGAAUCGACCUUACGGCACAGGCCAUUGAAGAACAGCAGAAGAAAGAACAGGCAGAGAAUGCCGCGAAGACACGAUCCGACUAUGGAGUUUGGAUUGGAAAUUUGGCUUUCUCGAUCAGCAAAGAUGACCUGCGCAAGUUCUUCACGAGCAAUUGUUCUUUCGCAGACACCACGGUCACCCGCAUUCACAUGCCCAAGGGUGCGGACAGGUUCAACAAAGCACAGAACAAAGGUUUCGCCUACGUCGACUUCGCCCACCCCAAUGCGCUGAAGGAAGCAAUGGGCCUCAACGAACAGAUGCUUAUGGGCCGCCGCGUGUUAAUCAAGAAUGCGAAGAGUUUCGAGGGCAGACCGGACAAGCCGCAAGACGAUGGACAGGGAUCGAAGACGGCUGCAGCCAGUGGUCAGACUCCAUCGCGACGUAUUUUCGUCGGCAAUCUCGGAUUUGACGUGACCAAGGAGACUCUGGAGGAACACUUUGGGCAAUGCGGAACGCUGGCCCAUCUACACAUGGCCACGUUUCAGGACACCGGGAAAUGCAAGGGUUAUGCUUGGGUGGAGUUUGAGGACAUUGCAGCUGCUGAAGCAGCGGUGAAGGGAUAUGUCAUGGUCAACGAAGAGGAGGAGGAAGAGUCUGACUCCGACUCUGACUCCGGUGCCGAGAAUCGAAACCGGUCCAAAUCCAAGAAACCCAAGCAGCGAAGGGUAUGGGUUAACCAGCUUAUGGGUAGAAGGAUGAGGAUGGAGUUUGCUGAAGAUCCGACGACACGGUAUAAGAAACGCUUCGGAAAGGAGGGAGAAGGCAAGGCCGGGGGAGACCAGUCGGAAGCGGUUGAGGAGGAUACGACCGGUGGUCAGUCAGCACCCGCGCGGCCGAAGAAGGUCAGAAAGCCAGAGUACUCUAGAUACGACGAGGGAACUGUCCAGAAGCUCAGCGGUGCCAUUGUCGAGGGCCAGGGUAAAAAGGUUACUUUUGAUUAGCCAUUCGACUCGAAUGCUGCAAGGAUUUCUGCAUAUAAUCGGCAUAUUACGCUUUAGACUGCUGUAUGGCCGUUGAACUGAGAGGCUGUUGUCGACGACUAAUGGCCAUCUUACAGAUACCCAAAAGAAAAGUUAUUUGUGUAUAUACGAGUAGGGUGUUCUCAUGGAGUUAUUCGCUAUUAUUGCAUUCAAUC
Molecule: messenger RNA, 1327 nt
Organism: Aspergillus glaucus CBS 516.65
Lineage: Eukaryota; Fungi; Ascomycota; Eurotiomycetes; Eurotiales; Aspergillaceae
Product: putative RNA binding protein Rnp24
Exons: 1
Coding region: 33-1133 (366 amino acids)
Molecular function (GO): RNA binding
Source: RefSeq, a predicted model, not a curated record